AUGGCGCAAAGGCGCAACACGUAUCCACAUAUCCGCAUAUCCAGUAAGGAGGUAAUCUGGGAAGCAGCGACGAUUCCCCGUGGAAUUCUCAAGAUGCAAGACAAGACAUGUUUGGGACGUGUACAGGGUCUUUUGACAUUCGACACGCGACAGGACGUAAACCGAGAACGAGAACAGGAUGGAUCCGGGUGGAGCUAUGGCAGGCAAGGGGUGUUGCCACGAUGA
Messenger RNA from Penicillium verrucosum, 225 nucleotides. RefSeq lists its product as uncharacterized. NCBI's taxonomy places the organism in Eukaryota, Fungi, Ascomycota, Eurotiomycetes, Eurotiales, Aspergillaceae. The transcript is spliced from 2 exons. The record is from RefSeq and is a predicted model, not a curated record. The coding region runs from base 1 to 225 and encodes 74 amino acids.